AUGAGUGCAACACUGGUAAACAUUGCCGAAGAAGACUUCUUCGGCACGGUCAUACGAUACGGUCUUUACGUUGGUGCAAUUUUUCAAAUGGUCUGCCUAGCUGCGUGUAUCGUUCUGCCUGAUUCAUCCGGAGGAAACGGAGAGCCGGGAAGCUGGUCACCAAAGAAUAACGACAGCGAAGACUCAAGUUCAGAGCAUUCAUCACCACAAAACACUCCUAGACGGCCUUACCACCGCAGCCGUAAGCAAGACAAGAAGAAGCGACGCUAAACCACCUCAUCGGUUGGUGUCUCAAUGAAACAUUCCAAUGCUAACCCCUACGAAGUUUACAUUCCUAAGCUAUAUCGGCCACCCUCUUCCCUCACGCUCGUUGUCUAUGUUAGAAUGGCUUAAGUGUGUGUUUUUUUAGAAACCCAACUCUACGAAUCUCGAUGUGUACUUAAAGCCUGAUUGAAGCAUAGCGCGAAUAGUCGUUUUACUUAACCUCCUGUGUUGCUGCAGCACGCAGCGAUUGUGACUGUAGUAAUGUAUUUAUUAAA
Anopheles nili is the source of this 539-nucleotide messenger RNA. Its product is annotated as protein anon-73B1. Gene Ontology annotation, cellular component: membrane. The record is from RefSeq and is a predicted model, not a curated record. Bases 1 to 270 code for a protein of 89 amino acids. NCBI's taxonomy places the organism in Eukaryota, Metazoa, Arthropoda, Insecta, Diptera, Culicidae. The transcript is spliced from 2 exons.